Molecule: messenger RNA, 4493 nt
Organism: Anopheles maculipalpis
Lineage: Eukaryota; Metazoa; Arthropoda; Insecta; Diptera; Culicidae
Gene: Atg17
Product: RB1-inducible coiled-coil protein 1
Exons: 13
Coding region: 12-4442 (1476 amino acids)
Biological process (GO): autophagosome assembly; piecemeal microautophagy of the nucleus; reticulophagy
Cellular component (GO): extrinsic component of membrane; Atg1/ULK1 kinase complex; phagophore assembly site membrane
Molecular function (GO): molecular adaptor activity; protein kinase binding
Source: RefSeq, a predicted model, not a curated record
GCCCCGGCAUCAUGAUGUUCGUAUUUCACGUGGAUCAAGGUCGCAUGCUGACCUUUAAGAUGCAGUGCAUGUUUGAGGAUAUCCGGAAGCUAAAAGAGGUGAUCGAACGAAACCAUGCGAUACCGGCCAGGAACAUCGUGCUGCUUGUCAGUGGCGGUGAGCAGCUGCAGGACGAUAGUCGCGCCUGUCACUAUGCAACCGGUACCGACACAAAUCCGAUUUACAUGUUUUGCAAAACAGUGGGCGAAUCGCCGCUACUGUCACCUGGACCGAUCAAAGAGACUGAGGUUGAUCUGGAAGGACUGGUAAAGAAAAGUUUGGAGCUUCCCGUUUCCUAUACGACGGUCGCCGCACGUGCACAGCUGGCACAAAAGAUCUACGAGAUGGGACGGGAGGAGCUGAGGCGUUGUGAGGUGCUCAUACACGAGCAACAUCUGCAGCAGCAGGGUUGGGCGGCAGUAGUAGCCAACAUGGAGGACACGAUCAACGUGUUUCAGGAGCGCUCCGAAUACUUUAACCGUAAUUAUGAGGACCAGUUACGGUUGCAUGAGGAGCAGAUGGACAUUUUGCGAAACUUUGACAAAAGCCUACAGCAGUUGGCAGACAUUCCAAUCCUUUCGUCACUGAUGGAAAAUGUCGAAUUGCGCCCGUACGGUGUGUUUGACGAGAUGUUUCACCCGCGAGGAACAACGAACAGUGGAGCGAGCCGCACCGCUAGCAGCAAUGAACAGUCCGAGCCGGGCGUAUCCGGUACGGUCGAAUCGGCGAACGUCACGCCCGCAGCAGCACACACAAGUGACGAUUCUACGACACAAUCUGCUCAUGCAUCGUCGGAGCUUCCGGGAGCGGAAGACACCACGCUGGAAAGUGGUGCCGAAACGGCAACGGUGGCCGGAGGUACGACGGAAGAGCUCACCAUAACGGAGCUGGAACGUGCGAAAGGUAUAUCGCUGCUUGAUUGGAUAUCCGCGAAGGAUGGUCAGCUAACGCUGAAGCGUAUGGCGGAAGAGUGUCGAAUCAAUAUAGAAAAAUUCAACCGAGCGCUGUUGCAAAACUUGAACGAACGCAUUGACAAAUCGCUGAAAGCGUCACAAAGUUCAGAUAUCAAAGUUGUUAAGGGUUUGGAGGAACGGUUGCGCGGACUGGAUGAGUUGCUGGCGAAAGCGAAAAAGUUGCUCCAGGAUCAGAACGAACUGGCGCAAGGAAUUUUGAAGAAUCAGGAUCGAGCGACCAAGAUCGGUGACGUUUCAGUCCUACCCGAUCUGUGCGCGAUGCAUCAGAACACGUUGAUGCUGAUGAAGGAUAAUCAUAUCGAACUGCUCGGAUACCGGCACAAGUGCACGAAUUCGAAGGACGAGCUUGGUUUCCAUCUAACCACGAGGAUAAAAUACAUUAUGAACUUGGAAACUAGGGUACUAGAGCUGGACAGUACCCUGCAGCUGUACCACACGUCGAUGCAGCGUUUGCAGAAGCAUCUGAGCAUCAUCGAGCAAAUCCAUAUGGUGCCAUGCAUAUACGUAAGCGCCGUAACGGAGGUGGUCCGUCGGCGCAUGUUUUCUAGCGCAUUUUUAAGAUGGGCUUCCGACUUAGCAUGCCGACUGAUGGCGAUACACAACGAGGAGGUAGCAAGACGACAGGAAUUUGCAUCUCUGUUCGAUGGUCACUUCCUGAGCACACUGUUUCCUGGCAUGAACGAUAUGCCACCGUCCUACGCCAUUCAGGCACCAUCGGUGUUCGAUUCUAGUCUACCAGCGUUGGACAAGCAGGACCUUGAGGAACUAUCCCGCCAUCUGCCUGAACUGACGGAAAAGAUUCCGCUACCGAACAUAGCUUCUGUGAUAGAUUUUUUUCAAACCCGAUCGGUAGAGCAGCAGCAACUGCAACAGGAUGAUACCUCAGUUCGAAGUAAAGACAACGCAACGGCAUCAUCCAGUAACGAAAAUGUUGAAUCAGCUUCAAAUGUGCCUGACCAGCAAUCGGGCAUCAAAGAGAGUGAUAAAGUCGGAGCGGAAUCAGAAACCGACACCGAGGACUAUGAAAAGGUGCAGAAUCAGAGUCCAGUCGAAGGAUGCUCCUCGCGGCAGGAAGAAAUACCGCAGAUGCCUGUUCCGGUGACGUGCACCGUUGCCACCUGUACCGAACCGAUCGAGACGGUUUGUGCGGAGACACUAACAGAGGAUAAUCUCGGCACCACGCGCCUAGAGGUAGAAAGGCUUAAAGGUUUACUCAGCAGCGUUUACCAGCUGUCACAGGAAUCCAUUAUGAUGCUACGCGAUCAACUGUCCCGGGUACGUGCCGAGGCCGAGUGCAACCGCUCCCAGUUUCAAUCCGAGCUCGGUGCAAUGAAUCGUGCUUGGAACGACAUCCAGCAGUUAGCACGCAAUCGCGAACGUGAAACAAUCCAGCAGCUUACGGUUGACCACGAGCUGGAAAUGAACGAUUUGCGCAAAAGCGUGCAUCAGAAGGACGACGAAAUACAGUCGCUACGGUCGGACAACAGCACGAUGAAGGCAAGCCACAUCGAGACGGUAUCGAGUUACGAGCAGGAACAGAAGCAACUAAACGAGCAGAUUGCCCAAAUGCGGGAGGUGAUCGGUCGAUUGGAGAGUCAGCUAGCGAGUGCCGAGGUAGACCGGAAGAAGGCAAUCCAGGAAGCGGUGGAACAGUUGGAGCACAAGCACCGGACGGAGAUUGAAUCGUUGCGCUGUCGGUUUAAGCUGAUGGCCACGAGUAUGGAUCGUUCGCCGUCCGAUACGAGUCUGGAGAAGAUCGAGAAGCCGGACAUGAUCGAUAUAGCGACGCACGAGCAGCUGGUGGCACAGAUGCGUGACGACUUUCAGCGCGAUAAGGAACGGGCCGUACGGGCGGCUAUCGAGGAAGAGCGACAACGAUGGGAAACGACCGCAAUCGGCGGUGGUGUACCGGUUGGCAGUGCUGGUAGUGCGAAUCGGUUGCAUCGGUCGUAUGGCACGGCCGGUUCACCUGGCGGUGGCAGCCAGGACGUGUACAAACGCAUCCUGGACGAGAAGGAUCGCCAGCUGGACGAGUUGCGAGAAAAGGAAACGCAACUUGCCCGGGAGGUGAUGCGAAUGCGGGAAACCAUACAAUCGCUGACAGAUCCUGAACUGAGUCCACUGAACGAUCAAAGCUGUCGGGAACAGUUGGAAGCGGUGGAAGCGGAUCGACAGCAGUUGGCGGAAGAUCUGCUAAAGCUGCACGGAAGUAUGAAAACGCUCGAGCUGGAGAAGAGUUCGUUGGUGCGUGAGCUGGAAAAGCACCGGAGGGAUGCGGUACAGCUGUUGAGUUGCUCCGAAGGUGAUACUGUAUCGUUUGUGUGGAAUCCGAAACAUUCGAACUACACUAUUCCGCAGGUGGCAGAUUUCAUGUACUUUCUGCACGAAAGCAGCUACAAGGAUCUGGGGUUGGUGCAGCCGACGAGAAACGAACUGCCAACCGUUUUAUUCGGUUACGGCACCGUCACGAACAAGGAAUUCUGUCACGCACGCAAGGAUGGUAACCGGUACGGUGUUUCGCGCGGUACUCAGUUCUAUCGCGUGUGGCUAAAGACCGUCACACUUACGAAACGCAAAGGUACAUCGUCCAGUCGGAGCAGUGGAUCGGCGGCGAAUAUUUCUGCCUCCUAUCAGCAACCUCCUACUACGGCAGAAGUAACGAUCGACAUGCAAUCCAGCAGCAAUACGACAUUGAUUAGUGCCAGUGUCGGCGGUCGGUUAAUAGAUUCUUUCGCACAAACCGAACAACCGACCUCCUCCUCGACGACGCGGCUUAUCGGGGACGGUAGUAAAUCGCCAACUAGCCGUGACAUGAUCGAUUCCGGUGUGGUCGAGCAGCAGCGCAGUAGCUACCGGGAGCGCAACAUUAGCAUCACGGAUGAGGACGAACUGGUCACGGGAAUCGGUUCGACCGGUAGCAUCGAUCGUAUCCGCUAUCAGAGCGUAUGCGAGGAGGAAGAUCCGGCAGUCGAAGACGAGGAGACGACGGACGGCGGUGGCCUUGCGGAGAGUACCGGCGGUGGCAGUAGUGCGACGGAUCAUCAUCCGUCUUGCUACACAAGCGCCACUGACACUUCCAUCGUUGCCAUUCGCACCACGCAGAUUCAACAGUUUGGUUCCUCGGUUGAUGCCCAAACUACCGUACCAGCACCGACUGUCGAUGCCGACAGUGAUAACAAUGGUGAGGCUUCCACUGCCAGCAGCACACAUCCGCUUUCCACCGCUAUCAACCACAACUCACAGCCCGUACAGUCGCUGCUGUCGAUCGGAAGUGGCGGUGGUGCCGCAGGAUUCGGUUCGAUCGCGGAUGAUGUGAGCGAUUCGGCGGAUUCCGAGUACCGAUCGCUCGAGGCCAACGAUCCGGAGGACAGUGAUAGUGCGGCAGCUCCACUGCCUAGAACGCUGGACGAAAGUAGUGACCGUUGUUGAGUGCACUGAUUAAGUUAAAUAAUAUUAAACGCUUUUUGAUAAAUGGUAAAA